AAAAAUAACAUCGACUCAUCGAUGUCUGUGUGAAACAGCGGGCAAUACAGCACCGAAAAAAGCCGAUGCAACAUUUUUUAUACAAAAAUUAAAAGAAAUUGUGCAGUUGCGGGAUAUUGGUCGAAAGGGCGUGCCAAAUAAAAUUCCGUGCGGACCGCAGUCGAACAUAUAAAUAAAUAACAAUUGCAACAGAAAAUAUCAAAUUGGAAAGACGAAGAGAAAUAGAAAAAAAAAAGAAAGAAAGAGGAGAGAACUAAGCCAGUGAGCGAAUUGUGCGGAACUCGUCUUCUCGAAUUGGAAAAGUGAGAGAUCGCUAACGGUAGCAGCGAAUCAAGCAGACCAACUGCAAUCGCCACACACGCACGCAUACCUGCAGCACACACACACUCACACAGACACACAGAAUGGCCUGGCGCUUUAAGGCUUCCAAGUAUAAAAAUGCCGCGCCCAUUGUCCCAAAAGCGGAGGCUUGCGUACGCGAAAUAUGCGUGGGCAGCUAUCAAACCUAUGGCAAUAAUAUUGCCGCAUCCGCUGCCUUCAUGGCCUUCAAUUGGGAGCAUAGCGGCUCCAGUGUUGCUGUCCUGCCGCUCGAUGAUUGCGGCCGCAAAAGCAAGACAAUGCCAUUGCUGCAUGGCCAUACGGACACAGUGACAGACUUGAAAUUCUCACCCUUUCAUGAUGGACUAUUGGCAACGGCAUCGCAGGAUUGCCUGGUCAAAAUCUGGCACAUACCCGAAAAAGGACUCGAACAAUCGCUCUCUGACCCGGAGGCUGUAUUCUCACAUAAGCAGCGCCGCGUAGAGACCGUCGGCUUUCAUCCCACAGCCGAUGGUCUAAUGUACUCGACAGCGGCUGGCUGUGUGGCGCUCUUCGAUAUUGCGGCCCAAAAGGAAAUCUUCUCUAACAAUGAACAUCCCGAGGUAAUUCAAUCGGCCAGCUGGCGAGAGGAUGGCACUGUCCUGGCCACCAGCUGCAAGGAUAAGUGUGUGCGCAUCUUUGAUCCACGUGCCGCCGGCUCGCCCAUACAAAUGGUGGCCGAGUCGCAUCAGAGCAUUAAGGACUCGCGUGUCGUCUGGCUGGGCAACCAGUCGCGCAUCUUGACCACCGGCUUCGAUGCGGCCCGUUUGCGUCAAGUGAUCAUCCGCGAUAUACGCAACUUCAAUACGCCCGAAAAGACACUGGAGCUGGACUGCUCGACGGGCAUAUUGAUGCCGCUGUUCGAUCCCGAUACGAACAUGCUGUUCCUGGCUGGCAAGGGUGAUACGACCAUCAACUAUCUGGAGAUCACAGACAAGGAUCCCUAUCUAAUCGAAGGACUUAGGCAUACCGGCGAACAAACCAAAGGCGCCUGCCUGGUGCCCAAGCGUGCCCUCAAAGUGAUGGAGGCUGAGGUAAAUCGUGUGCUUCAGCUUACCUCCAACAUGGUCAUACCCAUCAUGUACCAGGUGCCACGCAAAACCUAUCGCGAUUUCCAUGCGGAUUUAUAUCCCGAAACAACGGGCUAUAAGACGGAGCUAAUUGCCAGCGAGUGGCUAAAUGGCACCAAUCAGGCAGUGCCCAAAAUGAAUUUGGACCCAGCGAAACGCGAGCAUGGCGAUGAGCCCAUUAUCAUACAUCGUGGCAAUUUGAGCGAUUUCGUUAAGAAUCUUGAGAACCUGAAGGCCAAGGGCAAGACUCAGAAUCAACAUCAAAAGCCCGCCACCACAUCGAUGGCCAAGCGCAACGACAACGAGCAUUUCGUGAUGCUGCGCAAGUGCAACAACGGCGAGGAGAGGAAUGGCAAUGGGAAUGCCAGCGACUGCAAUGAGAAGCGCCUGCAUCAGGCCAAAGUGCAGCCAAAGGAGGAGUGCAGCCUGAACCAGAGCGAGCUAAUACGCAAAUUUGAGGCCAAAUACAAGACAGACUCCGAGAAGGAUCAGCAGGCACAGCAGCUGCACCACCAUCUGGAUGACAAGGACUCGCCCACUGAGCACUCGACGGGCAGCAGUGAGGAGGCCUCCUCAUCGGCUGCACUGGACACCAAUUCGCCAAGCGGCAGCCACUCGCCGCCGAAGCCGAUGCCGCGCACCUCGCGCAACAAUUCGCUGCCGGAGUCAACAACGCCACAGUCGGGCAGCGGCGGCGAUUCAGAGUGCAACACGCCACGCCCACGGCCACGCACAACUGCAGCAGCCGCCUACAAGCCACGGCUUGGCCCGAAGCCCUUCUCUAGCAACACGGGCGACGUGUCCUUCGAUAAGGUGUUCGCCGUGCCCGUUGCGCCGGGCUCCCAUGAGAAUAUAUCAACGGUUGGACAGGAUAACUGCGGUGAUGCGCCAGCAGGUGGCAGCAAGCCCGAUCUCAUUGUAGAAAUCGAAAUUCAAAAGAGCGAACCAAAUGUGGCCGGCAACGGCAAUGGAAAUGGCGUGCAGAAGUCAUUAACAACAUCGGAGCGUCGCAAGUCUUCGGCUGACGAUGAUGAAUCAUCAGAUAAGAUAUUCGAGCAGAACUCGGAAUCGUCGGAGAACUCAACGGAGGGCGAAGAUCGCACCGAUGCCGAUUUGCGACGCUUCUCAGCGGUGCGCAGCAGCAUUGCCGAGCGACGUCGCGUCUACGAGAGUCGAUCCAAAAGCCAGGUGGAUGAGAAGGCGCAAUCCCCAGUGCCGCUUCGCCGCGAGAGCUCCAAGGUGGAGCCACUGAAGCCCAGCCAGCAGCUGGGCGGCAACAGCAAUGUUAUUCCGGCGAGCGGCAUCGAGAAUAAACGCAUCUCGGUGCCCGAGGGCAAACUAUUGGAGGAGCAUCGCGGAAAGAAGUCGGCUAUGGAGGCGGCGUUCAGUGCUGCAUCCAUAAAGCGCACCUCCACCGUCUUCGGCAAGGUGUCCAAGUUUCGUCACUUGAAGGGCACGCCCGGCCACAAGUCCACACACAUUGAGAAUUUGCGAAAUUUGAGCCGUCAGAUACCGGGCGAAUGCAAUGGCUUCCAUGCCAACCAUGAACGGGUUGCUGUUCCGCUCGCCGGGCCGGGCGGCAAAAUUGCCAUAUUCGAGCUAAGUCGCCCUGGCCGAUUGCCGGACGGAGUCAUCCCGUCGCUGGUGAAUGGCAGCAAUGUAAUGGACUUCCAAUGGGAUCCGUUUGAUGCACAGCGUCUGGCGGUGGCCUGCGACGAUGGCAUUGUCAAAUUGUGGCGCAUCGAUGAAGGCGGCCUGACUGAGCCAACGAAUGAGCCGCAAGGCGAACUGACAGCACAUUUGGACAAAAUCUAUUUCAUACGCUUUCAUCCGCUCGCCGCGGAUGUGCUGCUGACAGCCAGCUAUGAUAUGACCAUCAAGCUCUGGGAUUUGCGCACCAUGACCGAGAAGUGCAUCCUCACCGGUCACACGGAUCAGAUAUUCGACUUCGCCUGGAGUCCGUGCGGCAAGCUGGGCGCCAGCGUUUGCAAGGAUGGCAAAAUACGCGUCUACAAUCCACGCAAGUCCGAGACACCGAUACGCGAGGGCAACGGCCCAGUGGGCACGCGCGGGGCACGCAUCACCUGGGCACUCGAGGGCCACUACAUUGUCUGUACCGGAUUCGACAAGGUAUCGGAGCGUCAGAUAAGCGUGUAUAAUGCACAAAAGCUGAGUGCACCGCUAAAUACGGCCAGUUUGGAUGUGUCGCCAUCAAUACUGAUACCCUUUUACGAUGAGGAUAGCUCCACGCUGUUUGUCACCGGCAAGGGCGACUCGACCAUCUACUGCUAUGAGAUAACCGACGAGGAGCCAUAUAUAUGCCCGCUGUCCCACCAUCGUUGCUCCUCGCUGCACCAGGGCCUCAGCUUCCUGACCAAGAAUCACUGCGAUGUGGCCAGCGUGGAAUUCUCCAAGGCGUAUAGGCUGACAAAUACAACCAUCGAGCCACUUAGCUUUACGGUGCCACGCAUUAAGAGUGAACUGUUCCAGGAUGAUUUGUUUCCACCCACGCGCGUCACAUGGAGCGCCACGUUGUCUGCUGAGGAUUGGUUUGCGUGCAACGACAAGAGCGCAGCCAAAGUCAGCCUCAAGCCGGAGGGCAUGGAUACACUGUCCUCCAUACAGCAAGUGCCAGCGCCAGUCAAGAAACCGGAGCACACGCAGUUCGGCAACAAAUCUGAAUAUGAGACCAACAAGCAACAGGAGAUCCAAAAGUCGGUGAGCGCGCGUAUGGAAUACAACACAAAGUUGGAGCAGGAUGACAUGGAAGGUGUCGACGAGAACGAAUGGCAGGAGUAGCCUCUGCGCAUUGCAUACACAUAAGAUAUAUUAUUAAAUAUACACUCAUAGAUAAGUUCGACGCGUAUAUAUGAAUAUACGAUGCAUAAU
Drosophila arizonae is the source of this 4316-nucleotide messenger RNA. It is a transcript of the gene pod1, whose product is annotated as coronin. The record is from RefSeq and is a predicted model, not a curated record. Lineage: Eukaryota; Metazoa; Arthropoda; Insecta; Diptera; Drosophilidae. Gene Ontology annotation, molecular function: protein binding.